CGCGCGAGAGUUCUGCCGAUGGCAUAGCCCAAUCCUUCGGACGAACGGAGCACUCCUGCGCACUAACUUCAGCAAUGCCCGCGUCCCCUCCCUCAGCAGAGGCGCUCUUACAGACUUGUGGACAGCACGCCGUCGAAUCUAGUGCGCUUCUUUCAACAGCAACUAAAGCAAAAAAGCGGCAAUAAUUUUCACAUAUCCUUACAGUAUUUAUUGAUUUCACAUCCUGCAAGAUAAAAUCGCAAUCGAAAACGGCAAAUCCACAAGGGAAUUUUGGUGUGUGUUCAUUGCCGUCAGUCUGGACCAGUGAGGAAACGCACGGACUUGUAGUUGACCGCAACUGAAUGCAGUUCGGUACGCAUUCGGCGAACAGGUGUCUGAGAGGUGAAAGAUUUCUUACAGGUUUCAAGGCACUGGGCUGCAACUGAUUUUUGGAAUUUUCCUAGCUCGUUUACAAUGCAUACCAACGGAAUUAUCCUUUAUAAUUGAAGAACACUGCCAUCCCGUUUCCAUUGGCCUGUUUCCUCGGCACACUUCCAGGUGAAACCGCAUUCUGGGCCGGCCAUAUUUGAGAGUGACUCGUCGCCAUGGACAACUGGAUAUUUCCCUCCACCCCACCAAACCUGUCUGAGCCCCUCAUGUACGACAGCUACAUCCUGGGCAACGAGACGGACCCGAGGCACAACCCCAAUGUCACCGACCACAAGUUCGACAAGACCACCACGGUGGUCAUCACCUUCCUGUACUUCAUGGUUUGCGCAGUGGGACUCUGCGGCAACACGCUGGUCAUCUACGUCAUCCUGCGCUACGCCAAGAUGAAGACCGUCACCAACAUCUACAUCCUCAAUCUGGCGGUGGCCGACGAGCUCUUCAUCCUGGGUCUCCCCUUCAUCGCCAUCCAGCUGGCGCUGGUCCACUGGCCCUUCGGCCUGGUGCUCUGCCGCGUGGUCAUGACCGUUGACUCCCUCAACCAGUUCACCAGCAUCUUCUGCUUGAUGGUCAUGAGCAUCGACCGCUACCUGGCCGUGGUGCACCCCAUCAAGUCCACCAAGUGGAGGAAGCCGCGCAUGGCCAAGACCAUCAACCUGGCUGUCUGGGGGAUCUCGCUGCUGGUCAACCUGCCCAUCGUCAUCUACACCGGCCUGAUCACCAAGAACGAAAGCUGCUUCUGCACCAUCGUGUGGCCGGAGCCCCAGGAGGCCUACCAGACCGCCUUCAUGUUCUACACCUUCCUUCUGGGAUUUUUCCUGCCGCUGGCUGUCAUCUGCCUCUGCUACCUGUUCAUCAUCAUCAAGGUGAAGUCAUCGGGGAUCCGGGUGGGCUCGUCCAAGCGCAAGCGGUCGGAACGCAAGGUGACGCGCAUGGUCUCCAUCGUGGUGGCGGUCUUCGUCCUCUGCUGGCUGCCCUUCUACGUCUUCAACGUCACCUCGGUGACGGGCACCAUCAGCACCACGCCCGCGUGGAAGAGCACCUUCUACUUUGUGGUGGUGCUGGGCUACGCCAACAGCUGCGCCAACCCCAUCCUCUACGCGUUCCUCUCGGAGAACUUCAAGAAGAGCUUCCAGAACGUCCUGUGCCUGAAGAAGGUGGGCGGGCUGGACGAGGUGGAGCGCAGCGACAGCCGGCAGGACAAGUCGCGCAUGAUGAACGACGCCACGGAAACGCAGAGCACGCUGCUCAACGGCGACCUGCAGACCAGCAUCUAAGCCACGAGGGGGACUAAGGGGGUGUCCAGAGACGGUCAGCGGUCCACCUCCUGGUUCCAUCCUAAAAACUGAGCCGCUAGGACUAUCUGUGGACACCCGGGUCAAAUGUGUUUUCUUUCUCUCCUUAUCUUAUCACCAAGAGCACCAUCUUAGGGGAGUGGGGCCCUCCAGAAUAGAGUGGCCCCAUUCCCUUCACACUAACAAUACAGGAGUCGGGUUCGGCCCAUUAGACUGAUGUUAAUGGCCCAUCAUCUCUAACCCCAUCUCUGAGUGAUGUGAUGGACAAAUGGGAUGGGGGGGUUGUCCAUGGGACAGCAACCCACACCCUCAUCCCCAUGGCAGGGAGUUCCUAUUUCAGUGGUAAGCCAAGAGGUCAGGUGUGGAACCCCUUUCUCUCUGACCCAAAAGCAUUAAAUACUGUAGAGCGAACAAGGAUCCUUCUAAAGACCCCAGUUCAGAUACAUGGAAACACCACCUCCUUCCUACAUCUCUGGCGAUGUCACCUGCCUCCCCCAACCCCUUCAUGUUUCUCAGCUCAUGUUUUUUUGGAGCAGUGAAUGGAGCUCGUCUCAAGACAAGGUGGCAUUUACUCAUGAAAAAAUAUUGAAAGGAUCACUGACCCAGAUUGCUUUGAUUUCUGUGGGAGGUCUUCUGGUCUGGAUUCAUUUUAAUUGGACCCAUCGGGGCUGCAGAGAUGAAGAAGUCUCCUCCUCCUCCCUUUCAAGGCAGUGCUCAUUGUGAAAGGUGAAAAAAAAACAAAGGAACCAUGAGAAGUGGACAUCUUAGCUACAUUUCAAGUGUAUAAUUUCUGUUUGGUGUUUACUUCUGAUUAGUCAACUGAAGGUUCGGUCAAUGGCUUAGAAAUCACAAAUAUAUAUGUAUUUCGAUAAACGCUUGAAUAUGAUAUGACUGAGAUAUAUUCGUAUUUCAGAUAGGCACACACAUGAUAUUACAGCGACAUACAUGCAUCUCAGUUUAGUUCUUUAAACAUUCCAUGAAAAUGGUGCCUGUUUUAGGAACAAAAUUCAUAAAGGAAGUGCACUCAGUGUUUUUUUUUGGCUGAGACUAAAGAUUCAGAUGUUUCGUGGUAUGCUGCCUUCAAAGUUAGUUGGUUUUACUUUCUUUCAAUAGAAAAAGGUAACAUCUUUCAUCUGUGGUUUGGAUGUUCUCGCUCUUGCUACACAGACCCAGUCUAUGUUUUAUGCUCUACUAUUAUCCGUGAUCAUGCAGCUUUGCUUCGUUCUCCUGCCCAAGAGUAUUUGCCGAGAUGACUUCUGAUUGGACAGACAUCCCACUGGAGCCCUGAUACAGAGCAAACAAGCCUCAGCAGCUGUUUUACACAAACUUUAAGACAUGUUUUUGGAUUUCCGCAGACAUUGCCUGUCACCCUUUUUAAUUAUGUUUUUAAAUCUUGCCGAGAUGGAAGUGAAGUUUUCACAUGUAAUUACAAGAUGACAAGUGUUUUAGUGGCUUUCCGUUCGGUCCCUUCAACAACAGCAGUGCUAUAACGAACCACGAAUAUUAAUUUGCGUUUGAGAGGCGUUAGAACCAUCUGUGUCACAUCUUUCCCACAGCACAGCUUGUAAUUUCGAGGCAGUGACUGUUAGCAGUACCAGCCAGUAGGCUUGUUCCAGACAUGGACCUGUCUUUUGCAAGACCGCACAGCUGUCUAUUAGUGGUCCUCACUGUUACGUGGACUCUGAAUAUGCGCAUGGCAUUCAAUGUUUCUACGGCAGCACGCCAUUUGCUGAAACAUGUUUGACAUAAAUCAAGAUUUGCAGGUUCACCAUUUACGUUCCCCCUGGUGGAACUAACCUGACGUGAUCAGGUUGUGAAAUACACCCCGCACCCCCUCUCUGAGAGACAGUGCCAUGGAAUUCUGGGAAGUGAGAUGUACAUCAACCACUCUCUCACGAGUACAUUGUGAAUGUGUUAUUUUUAGAAUGUGCGUGUAUUUCUACGAGCGAGGAAGUUGAUGCGCGUGCUCACACUGGUGGGAGUGUGUUUGUGUGUUUACUCAAGCGGGAGAGCGUAUACGUUUGUGCAUCCGUGUGUACGUGUUCACGCCAGUUGGGAGAGGGUGCAUGUGCGCUUGUGCUCAAAAUAGCACACUAUCCCUGGCAAUGCGUAGAACUGGGGCUACAGCGUUUCACUGCAGCACAAUGAAAAUUCAGACCGGCAGUGCCCAGUCGUGCCGUGGAGGACCGAGAGUGCGCUGGUCACCAGGUGAAUCGAUUGGUCGGAAUGAAAGCCUGCAUAUUCUCAGCAGUCGAUGGCAGGAUUGGGCACCACUGAUUCAGACCAUAACGCUGUAACUUGCAGUCCUGUCACAGCAUUGCCACAGGCACUUACCAAACUGCUGCUAGUGUAUAGAUCUUGGUUGUUUUAUAGAGACCUCUCUUGUAUCCAGUUGUUGUAAAUGGACGUGUGAAAUAUGUUGUUUAUUUAGCAGUGAAAAACAUAAUUUAACUUUGAUGACACAAAUAACUAUUUCCUUUCUCCAUUUUCCAGGACAGUAGCCAAGAUUAUCUGUUAAUAUAAAUACUGCUACCAUUAUUAUUCUAUAUUAAUAAUAAUUUAAUCAGUGUCAUUAUAAAUACAAAUAGUUAUUGUAUUUAAGAAAGCAGUGCAUUUUUUAUAAGAUACUGUUUGUAUUUGCAAUUUGUAAGAAUGAAGCACAGAUGAAAUGUU
Molecule: messenger RNA, 4394 nt
Organism: Anguilla rostrata (American eel)
Lineage: Eukaryota; Metazoa; Chordata; Actinopteri; Anguilliformes; Anguillidae
Product: somatostatin receptor type 2-like
Exons: 3
Coding region: 585-1703 (372 amino acids)
Biological process (GO): neuropeptide signaling pathway; cellular response to glucocorticoid stimulus; cellular response to estradiol stimulus
Cellular component (GO): neuron projection; plasma membrane
Molecular function (GO): neuropeptide binding; somatostatin receptor activity
Source: RefSeq, a predicted model, not a curated record